AUCCUAUUAUCGCUAAUAUAUAUUAGAAGGCGACUAUAACUUGGACUAAUCGUAUUGCAUAUUUGUGUUAAUUGAUGCCUGAAAGAAGCAUAUGAUAAUUACGUUGUCGACGAUUAUUGAUCAUAAUUGCAGAGUAUAUAUUUGAUGCUACAUGGUUGUCAUAGCAACGACGCGAUGAAAUAUUUUGACGUGCACUUUCGAUAAUUAUCGUGCUAAACGUGAUGUCGGAUUGCCGUACAUUACAAAUCACUCGAGCAGAACAAUAAUCCAAGAAUGAGUACAAUUUUUGGCGGUGGCGACGCUAAUGAAAAUAUUAUUUUUGACAUAUCCAAAAAUGAGAGAAAAUUAAAUGAAGAGUUUAAAAUACUUCAGCGAAAACUGAAAACAAAGUGGAAGUUUAUCGAGAACAAUGAAGUAAUAUCGCAAGAAUUAUUGGCGAACGCCAAGAUCCUAGUAUUGCCAGGACCACUAAGCAAAUUUACGGAGCUCGAAAUGAAUUCCAUUAGAACUUUCUUAAAUUCUGGUGGCAAUGUUCUUGUCACACUUGGAGAAGGUGGUGAAAAUAAAUCCAAUACGAACAUUAAUUUUUUGCUAGAAGAAUUUGGUAUAAUGGUAAACAAUGAUAGCGUAGCUCGCAUGAGUUAUAGCCAAACAAUGCAUCCCAAAGAAUCUUUAAUCUCUCAAGGUUUAUCAAACAAAUCUAUCUUUCUGAAGAAUCACGAUGAAUACAUUGGUAUGAAAUUUUUGUAUCCUUAUGGUGCAACGUUAAACGUAGUGCAACCAUCUGUUGUCGCUUUAUCCAGUGGCUCAAUCGCUAUUCCAAUGAACAGGCCAAUUUGUGCGUAUCAUUGUGUAAAAAGCAGUAAUGGCAAGCUCGUUGUAUUAGGUUCAUCUAGAAUGUUGACAGAUACUUAUAUAGAAAAGGAGAGCAAUGAUGCAUUACGGGAAAUGAUUUUUGACUUUUUUGAAUUAAAUGUCACAGAAACGGUGGAUCUUCAUAUGGAUGAUGUAGAAUUUUGGGAGUACAACUUUGUACCAGAUAUAACACAACAGGCUGACAAUCCGAAAGUUUGCACACAAGAUUUAGAUAAUAUUGACAUACCUCGCGAAUACACUAAAUUGUUUAAACAUCAUUUUUAUUCUAUAAAUUUAAACAUGGUACCGGCAUGCAUAAAAGCAUAUGAGGCUUUAGGAGUAAAACACGAACCACUCACUUUGAUUCCACCUCAUUUUGAAGCACCUUUACCUCCCACGCAAGCGUCGGUAUUUCCUCCGAGCUUCCAAGAGUUACCUCCACCUGCUUUGGAGCUGUUUGAUCUAGAUGAGGCUUUCAGUUCUGAUUUAUUAAAAUUAUCACAGCUUACUAAUAAAUAUAUGGCAACGAAGGAGCUAUCAAAUGACAAGGAAUUAGAUCACUAUAUCAUGGAAUUUGGAAGUAUAAUAAGGAUAAACAAUUCCGACAUACACUCUGCUAAACAAGUAUUGAAUUCUGUUUUUCAAAAAAUCUGUAGUUAUAAAGCAAUGCAUGAUUGAAAUUUUUGUAUAAAAAAAAAGUAAUUUUUGUAUAGAAAAAAAAAUGUAAUUUAUUGCAAAUAGUUGAUUUUAU
Molecule: messenger RNA, 1606 nt
Organism: Wasmannia auropunctata (little fire ant)
Lineage: Eukaryota; Metazoa; Arthropoda; Insecta; Hymenoptera; Formicidae
Gene: IFT52
Product: intraflagellar transport protein 52 homolog
Exons: 6
Coding region: 274-1533 (419 amino acids)
Biological process (GO): intraciliary transport; cilium assembly
Cellular component (GO): intraciliary transport particle B; centriole; cilium
Source: RefSeq, a predicted model, not a curated record